AUGGCAUGCCCGUAUGAGUCGAACAAAGACGAGAAAAGAGAAGAGAAGAUAAGAAAGUACCAACAGCUUUGUUAUGAAUUACGGGAAAGACGGGACGGAUAUAAAGUGAAAGUUAUACCAACGGUGAUCGGCUGUUUAGGACGAGGGAUGAAAAGACUGAAAGAUGAUAUAAGAGAGUUGGUUAACAACGAGAUUAAAGAUUUACACUGCAAGAUAAGUAGAGAAAUGCAAAAGACUGUAUUAUGGGAAAGCGAGACAAUUAUGAGAAAAAUACUAUCUGGACUGUUGACACGAGAUGUCUUCGAAUAA
Molecule: messenger RNA, 309 nt
Organism: Paramuricea clavata
Lineage: Eukaryota; Metazoa; Cnidaria; Anthozoa; Malacalcyonacea; Plexauridae
Source: the annotation of a GenBank genome assembly